GGGGUGUUCUACUUCUUCGGCGACCUUCUCAUAAUCAUUGCGUCUGUUCUUGAGUUUUUCCGAGGUCGCACUUUUCAGGUCGCUGUGUUUGGAUCCUUUGGGGGUUUUGGUUGUCAUUCGUUGGGACGUUAACACCAUUCUUUAACGCGGCUGCAGUAUAUCAACCCGAUUCACCUGAAACGGCACUCACAAACCCGACAUUCAAUGCCCCAUUUGCUUACUUCCCGUUGUACAUGGGGCUCCUUUGCUUUAUCUACUCCAUUGCCUCUCUGAAGACUAAUGUGGUGCUCAUGCUGACGUUCCUACUUUUGGGUUCCUAUGCUGGGAUGUAUCUCUGGGAUAUUUUUCAAGGCUGUAGAUGGAUUCGCUGCCACAAAACUUAUGACAGCGGCCGGUGCUCGUGGCUUCAUUGUCUGCAUCCUUGGUUAGUAUCUGCUGUUGGUGCAAAUCUUGUCUUCAGUUACAUUCCCUCUUAACCUUCCAGUUGGAGAUCUUGCGUGUUUGACAAAGCGGUUGAAGCAUAAACGCAACUUAGGG
Molecule: messenger RNA, 537 nt
Organism: Exophiala aquamarina CBS 119918
Lineage: Eukaryota; Fungi; Ascomycota; Eurotiomycetes; Chaetothyriales; Herpotrichiellaceae
Exons: 1
Coding region: 234-476 (80 amino acids)
Source: RefSeq, a predicted model, not a curated record